Messenger RNA from Callithrix jacchus (white-tufted-ear marmoset), 3423 nucleotides. Lineage: Eukaryota; Metazoa; Chordata; Mammalia; Primates; Cebidae. The record is from RefSeq and is a predicted model, not a curated record.
GCUGCCAACCUUCUGUUCUUUGCUCUGCAUGGGAGUGGCCCGGACUUCAACACUGUACAACCACAGGGGCUCCAUUCACGCUGGAUCAUGUGAAUGGGGCACCCUGGAAUCCUGCAGAUAGAGUUGGCACGGCCACCCCGGCGGCCACAGCCUACGCGACCGUACCUGGCAAACACGGGUGCUGGCUUCAUCCUUCGAGGAAACGGAUGAUAAGAACACGUGUGGGGGAAAGGAGGCAUUAUUGGCGUGGAGGUUGAGGACAGAUGUGCAUGAGGUUGUCCGAGUUCACCCAGGAGUGUGUUCCAGGUGGGCUAAAGUCCAUGGCUGUUACUCACCAUGGCCACUGUGAUCCUAUGAUUGCCAUCUCACAUCCCCGUCUGGGGUGCCCUGGGCCUGCACCACAGCCUGGACGGCCACCCUUGGGGACUCUGGCUGGCAGGCGUCCGAGGAGACUCACCUUUGGCUCUAGCUGGAGCCUGAAGAGGACACGCUCUUUUCGGCCGGCAGAGUGACAGUUCCCAUCUGCAGAUGUCCCUGUGGGAGCCCUGGCACCUGGUGCAGGUGGGAUUCUGCUCAGGGCUCCACCACUGCAGCUGCAUCAAGGGCAGGCACGCAGCUCGGCAGACCUCCGGAGCCCGUCAGAGCUGAGUGGCAGGACAAGGCAGGAGAGGGUCUAAGGCUCUCCCGGCCAGGCCCCACGUUCCUCUUGGUGGGAGAGGAGGCUUGAGGGAAAAGGAAGAGGGGGGCAGUGAAUGAGGAGAGGGGUCGACCUCUUCCUCUCCACUGGGGUCCAGGUGGAUUCCUCUAAUCUCAGGAGCCUCGGAUUCUGCACUUCUUUCCCCUAGAAACGGAAAGCUCCACCUGACCAUGGCCUGGGGCAUACACUUUAGAGCCCCAUUACUGUGCGGGAGGCGAUCUGAAAAUGGAACUGAGUUGGUGGAAGCGGGGCUGGCAGAUCUAGCCACUGAGGGAUGAGUUCACGCCUUCCACGACUUCGUCCGUGGGCUUCUCCCGUCCCACACCCUGUCGAUCAUGGCCCAUUAUCCCUGGAGCAGCGCUUGGGGCUGGAGUUCUGUCCCCACCAGAACCCACCUCGAUGUCUCCGGUGGCAAAAAACCAAAGCUGGAGAGUCCCUGACACGUGUCUUCCCCUUGACACCAGCCCGUUGUGCUACCGGGCCAAAGCUUUGACCCUGACAUGCUUCUUGAGAAUUGAGCACUCCUCUGUGUAUGCUGGGUGCUUUGCGUGCAUCACGACAUUUACUGUCCGAAACUGAUGAGCUGCCGGCAGCUCUCCCCUUGACCCCCUUACAAAUAGGACACUAGGGCUCAGAGACAUGGCUCUCCUUGGAAAGUAGGUGCCCGGCCAGAGGCGGCAGGACAGGAACAAAGAGAUGGAUCAAAGAGCUACAGUGCACCCUGGCCCCAAGACCCGACCAGAGUGCAGCCACCCAGUCAAAUGACCCGUGUGGUGGCAAACCAAGAGCCUCUGUCACCACUGGUUAAAGUCCAGAGGCCUGGCCCAACAAGGGGUGCGCUGGUUGGCGGAGACGGGACCAAUGAGAAGGUGCGAGGCCGUCGUCUAGGGCACAGGGAAGCCACGCGCUGUCUUCUACUUCCACCUGGGGUGAGCGUCACUGUUUCUGUCAAGUGACCCGCUUGGCUGGGUUCUGCUCUCCCCUCCCCCAUUCCGCCGUUACCAGGACGACUGUCUCCCCACAGCCCAGGCUGCCGGGACUGACACCAUGAGCUCGCCUGACGAGGUGCCUGUUUGGGGGACCCAUUUGGACCUGGAGGGUGGCGAGCAGGCUGGCGCCCUCACGGUCAGCCCCAGAGCCCCACGGGGCCAUGGCCACGGCCUGUAUUUCAGGGUGCUGCACAGCUGCAAGGGCGAGGGCGAGGGCGAGGGUGGGUUCGCAGAUCCGGGGGGCAUCAGUGUGGAGUCAGACAGCGAACUGAUAGAGGAGGGAAGGGUGGUGCUCUGGGGCCGGGAAGCCCCGCCUGGCAACCCGGUCGACGACCAAAGGGACGGUGUGGAAUACUCGUCUUGCCUGGCCAAGGAGCCAGCCGCCAUCGUGCCGCCCACCAGCGUCCAGGGACACCCGUCCCCAGAAGGCGCUGCUGCCAAAGGGUCAGCUGACAACUGGGCGGGACCGGAGGUCCGUCCCAGUGAGAGAGGCUUGCUGGGCCCCAGGCCUGGAAAAAGGCAUCAUGCCUCCGCCCGCCCUCUCCACCUCACUGGUCCUAGGGCAGGCCCGGCCUGGCAGCACCUGCAAAGGGGCUCGAAGAGCACGUGGAGAGUCCGCGUGGAUCUCCAGCAGCCCUCCGCCAAAGGCCCCGCCGUGCUGUCUGUGGAAGACUCUGAUUCCACAGAUGAGAGCUGCGACUUGCGGCCGAUGAGGGUGGGCAUUCACCGCAAUGGAGGGAGCCAGGCCAAGCCCCAGAGCCCCAAGAAAACAGCAGGCGCACGGAGGCACCGCAGGCAGAGUUUCUCGCUGGUGCCGGGCCCUUUCCUGACCUCUGCUCCGCGCGGACUCACUCCACUUGUGGAGAGGCCGGCUGUGGGAGAGCUGGAGAACUCUCCCUGGAAGAAAAUACACAGCCGGGCCCGGGGAAAUGUGGAGGUCAGGCCCAGCUACUCAGGAGCUGCCACGGCAGGGGCCCUGCCCCGGGGCCCUCGGAGGAGGAAGACGGCCCAGGAGAAGAAGUCCCAAGGAGAUGCCUCUCAACUGGCCCUGGGGAGAGCCUUGCCUAUCUGCCUAGAGAGACUCUCAGCCACUCCCCAGGAGCCGGCCACCUUCCCGCCAUUCUUAGGUGUGCCGCAGGGGAUGUCCAAGAAACCCCAAAAGCCUAAGCACAGCAGCCCUACCAGGAGGAGAGCCACAGGAAGUGGGACCAGGGAGUCCCAGGCUGCGGCCAGAGAGGAUAAUGACACACAUAGAGAGGACAUCCCAGGGGCCCAACCUCCCCCACAGAGGCCAGGGCUGUCUUGCCCUUGCAUGCAUUGUGGAGAAUUCAGCAGUGGCGACCCCAACAUCAAACCUCCGCAAGUUCCAGGAACUUCAGAGCCCUCGGCCUACAGCCUGGGAGGCCUCCUGCCCAGACGCCGUGCCCACUCCAGUGAUCACAUCUCACCGGUGACCAUCAGCCAGCUGUCCAUCCUCCAACACCGGAAAGGCAGCAGCCACCUCCGGGAGCCCAGAAAUGUCUCCGGCGGUCUAGUGCAUAUGGCUACAGAGGGAAAUUGACCGUCUUACAGAGCAGUUAGAAUGGAGUCAGAGUCUUCCAGUAAGGCAAGCAGCUGCUACCUCUGGAGCCCCAGACCUGUAGCCAAGCUGCUUUUCUCGGUAUCCUCUUCCACUACAGCUGCCUCCCUUCCACUGCAAUGCAGUUCAAAGCAGUUUCAAAUAAAGUCAUUCUCAUA